Molecule: messenger RNA, 1414 nt
Organism: Andrographis paniculata
Lineage: Eukaryota; Viridiplantae; Streptophyta; Magnoliopsida; Lamiales; Acanthaceae
Product: protein PHOSPHATE STARVATION RESPONSE 1-like
Exons: 10
Coding region: 1-1140 (379 amino acids)
Molecular function (GO): DNA-binding transcription factor activity; DNA binding
Source: RefSeq, a predicted model, not a curated record
AUGGUUCCAAAACCAAAAGCUUGUGCUUAUAAAUCCAAUUCCGCUCCCACCGUCGCCGUCGCCGUCGCCGUCGUCGUCCUACAUUUCUAUCGCCCUGCGGACUCAGCAAUCGGCGCGGCGUUUCUGAGCUCUGCGUCAUUUCUAUACAUUUCUAUGAAGAUUUACACAGUGAGAACACCUAAGGAAGUUCCCUACGCCUUUCGCUUCUGCAUAAUGGCUGAAAAUACCACUGGAGGUUCAAUGGCAUCAGAAAACCAUGUGAGGAAAACUGAUUGGCAUGGCUGGGCAGAUGAGUUGAUUACAGUUGCAGAUGAUUCACUUGAUUCAAGCUGGAGUGAUAUUCUCAUUGAUGUCAACCUGCCCGAUCCAGAUUCCAAGUUGCUAGAUCUGCCACCGGAGGAGGUCUCCAAGUGCCAACCACAAAUUCAUCAUCUAUGUCAUUAUCCGAUUCCAAGUGGAAAUUGUUCUCCAGUGAUUUGCUCUCCGACUGCACCCUCUAACAAAUCUAGAAUGCGGUGGACUCCUGAACUUCAUGAAAUAUUCGUCGACGCUGUGAACAAGCUUGGUGGUUGUGAAAAAGCUACACCAAAGGCUGUUUUGAAGCUCAUCAAUGUUAAAGGCUUGACAAUCUAUCAUGUGAAAAGUCAUCUACAGAAAUAUAGAACUGCCAGAGUGAAGCCUGAAUCAUCAGAAGGAUCUUCAGACAAGAAUUCAAACACCGGAAAAGAAUCAAAGCCGGUGGACUUGAAAGCGACCUUGGACCUGACUGAAGCCCUCAGACAGCAGAUGGAAGUACAAAAGCAGCUGCAUGAACAACUUGAGAUCCAAAGAAACCUUCAGCUACGAAUCGAAGAACAAACAAAGCACCUCCAAAAGAUCUUCGAGCAUCAGAGGAAGAUGGAAGAAAAAAAGCUACUACCAACAUCAUCAGAAAUUGAGAACCCUUCUUAUGUACAAACCAAUAAAGCAGAUCCAUCAGAGGCCGAUGAUGCAGACGAACAUUCGAGUAAGAAUGAAACGUCGCAAGAAAUGAAACCUUGCAGGGAUCAUAGUGGCGACGAAGAUGAUGACAACGGUCCAGUAAGAAAACAAGCCAAGUUUAUCGAAACAGGUACUUCUGAAAUUCCUCGAGAAUUAUGACAUCUAAGUCUUAUAGUAGAAUUCGCGAAAAAUUAUCAAUUGUGUUCUAGUGUAUAGAAGUACACAGUUGUCGGGGGAUCAAUUGAGAUUUGGUAAAAGAUGGGGGCCAUCUGAAUAUAGAGAAUAUUCGGGUAAUGAUUAACAAUUCAUGAUCGAUAUCUCAAGAAGAAUUUCUUGAGUACGUUGGGUAUCAUUUCAUAAUCGAGCCUACGCUACAGAAGUAAAUGAAUUCGAGGCAACAAAAAAUGGGUGGAAUUAAUCAAAGGUUAUAGUA